Molecule: messenger RNA, 465 nt
Organism: Miscanthus lutarioriparius
Lineage: Eukaryota; Viridiplantae; Streptophyta; Magnoliopsida; Poales; Poaceae
Source: the annotation of a GenBank genome assembly
AUGGCCGGCAGCGGAAGCGGGAGUAGCAGCAGCAGCCCGCCAUGCGCCUCAUGCAAGCUGCUGCGGCGGCGGUGCACGCAGGAGUGCGUGUUCGCGCCCUACUUCCCACCCGAGGACCCUCACAAGUUCGCCAUCGUCCACAAGGUCUUCGGCGCCAGCAAUGUCAGCAAGAUGCUGCAGGAGCUGCCUGCUCAGCAGAGAGCGGACGCUGUGAGCAGCCUGGUAUACGAGGCGAACGCGCGCAUGAGGGACCCUGUGUACGGCUGCGUCGGCGCCAUCUCCUACCUCCAGCAGCAGGUCUCCCAGCUCCAGGUGCAGCUCGCCCUCGCCAAGGCCGAGAUCCUCUGCGUCCAGAUGCAGCACGACGACGGCCAUGCGCAUUCAGCUUCAGCUGCUGCUGUGCCAUCUCCGGCAAAGCAACAACUUCAUCAACACCAGCAGCAGCAGAUGGAAUGUGACGCUUGA